This is a messenger RNA of Perca fluviatilis (European perch), 4709 nucleotides long. RefSeq names its product cAMP-specific 3',5'-cyclic phosphodiesterase 4C-like. Gene Ontology annotation, biological process: signal transduction. NCBI's taxonomy places the organism in Eukaryota, Metazoa, Chordata, Actinopteri, Perciformes, Percidae. The transcript is spliced from 18 exons. Gene Ontology annotation, cellular component: nucleus; perinuclear region of cytoplasm; cytosol. The record is from RefSeq and is a predicted model, not a curated record. Gene Ontology annotation, molecular function: 3',5'-cyclic-AMP phosphodiesterase activity. The coding region runs from base 943 to 3426 and encodes 827 amino acids.
AGACGCCAAGUGUUUUUUUUUCUCUCUCUCGCCGUGGUGACACACUGCUAGUCUGCAGAGAGACGGAGGGAGCGGGGAUGAGACAAGGGGAAGGAGACGAGUGAAAGCAAGACGAGGCCCAGCCCAUCUUGCCAUUGAUCUUGAGGCGAUCAAGGGGAAUCUACACCGAAGAGGACACACUGACACAGAUUCGUGGAUGGAUCGUGGCAUAUCAAACCUGGAAUUUUGACAUCUGGACUUCUUAGAUGAGCCGAUCAUUUUCAACACUUCUCCCUAUGCAGAAUUUGGACCCGACUAACCAAUCAGACUAUGGAAAACUGAUCUGAGACUUGGUGUAAAGUCUCCCACGAGCUGGAUCUGGAUUAGUGGUUGUUGCAUUCAUGUGGGAUCAGGUUUACAACUGGGAAAUGUCAUGCGAACAAUACUUCAAGUUGGAUAAACAUUUUAGAAAACUUGGGAAAAUGUUUUCAUCAGCAGUAACAUCAUGAACUCUGACCGGGAUAUACCAUUGGCUCGUCUGUCCAAAGCAAGACAACAUACAAGCAGACUUAUUUUUUCCCAGAAACUCAUAGCUUACACUAAAAUGGAGUGAGAAUUUUCUUUUGUUCCACCUUUGGCUUGUUUAAAAAAAAACAACAGAUCAAAACAAAGGCAUCCAACUCAGACUGAACCUGGAGCCUCAAAGGGGCACUUAAAUGCACCUUUAGCAUUUAACGGCAGGUUGGGCGCCCUGUGUCAGCUAUCUGAAGACUGUGUUGUGGACAGAGGGCGAGUGAGGCGGUUGGCUGGCUGAGUCAGCUCUGAUGGGGGCCGGUUGUGACCCGGUCUGACCCCGGUUUGACCUUGCAGUGACCUUUGACCUCUCCGGUCCUGGCUCUCCACCUGCUCUGCUGCCUGGGUUCCGGAACGCUCCGCCCUGGGGCCCAGAACGAGCCAAUCAGGAUGAAGAAGAGCCGCAGCGUGCUGUCUGUGACUGGAGAAGAGGGUAAUGACACAGAUAUAACAGGUUCUGGGGAGAAGGCGGAGUCAUCUCGAUACAGCCGAUCUUAUACGUCUGGGGCCACAUUGGGGGCUGAGCUACGCAGAGGGAGGAGCAGAAGACUCUCGUCUAGUCUCCAGGUACCCUGCUGGCUCCGCCCUCGAGACCGCACUCGUUCACCUGAGGUCCUGAGCAACGUGACACGUCCAACAACUCUUCCCCUCCGCAUCCCGCCACGCAUCUCCAUCACACAAGCAGACACUGACGGUUACGAAGCAGAAAAUGGCGUGUCACCAGGUCACACACCUCUGGGUUCGCAGAGUCCAGGCCUCACCCUGCACACCCCCUUUCCCCACGGCCAGAGAAGAGAGUCCUUCCUCUACCGUUCAGACUCGGACUACGACAUGUCGCCCAAGACGGUCUCACGUAACUCCUCCCUCGCCAGUGAAGGGCACACAGGAGAGGAUUUCAUUGUCACACCUUUUGCUCAAGUAUUGGCCAGUCUGCGAUCAGUACGGAGCAACUUCACCAUUCUUGCCAACCUCUCCACACCACCAGUCAAAAGGUCUCCGCUGGGCGGAGUGUGUGUCAGUCCCAGGGCGUUACUAUCAGACCAGCAGUACCAGCAGCUCGCCCUGGACACACUGGAGGAGCUGGACUGGUGCUUGGACCAGCUGGAGACCAUCCAGACACACCGCUCUGUCAGCGAAAUGGCCUCCAACAAGUUCAAGAGGAUGCUGAACAGAGAGCUGUCCCACCUGUCAGAGAUGAGUCGCUCUGGUAACCAGGUGUCUGAAUACAUCUCCAGCACCUUCAUGGACAAACAGAACGAGGUGGAACCCCCGUCUCCUACUCUGAAAGACAAACCUAUGAGUCACAUCAGCGGAGUGAGGAAGCUGUCUCACAGCUCCAGCCUCUCCAGUUCUUCAAUGCCUCGCUUCGGUGUCAACACAGACCACGAGGAUGAGCUUGCCAAGGAGUUGGAGGAUAUGGACAAGUGGGGUUUUAACAUAUUCAGAGUAGCAGAGUUCUCCAACAACAGACCUCUCAGCUGCAUCAUGUACACCAUCUUCCAGGAGCGAGAGCUGUUAAAGACGUUUCGUAUCCCAGUCGACACCUUUGUCACUUAUGUGAUGACCCUAGAGGACCAUUACCAUGGAAACGUAGCGUACCACAACAGCCUCCAUGCUGCAGAUGUCACCCAGUCCACACAUGUCCUCCUGUCCACACCUGCUCUUGAUGCCGUCUUCACUGACCUGGAGAUCCUCGCCGCUCUGUUCGCUGCAGCUAUCCAUGAUGUAGACCACCCCGGAGUUUCCAAUCAGUUCCUCAUCAACACCAACUCGGAGCUGGCCCUCAUGUAUAACGAUGAGUCCGUUUUGGAGAACCACCACCUCGCUGUGGGCUUCAAGCUUCUGCACCAGGAAAACUGUGACAUCUUCCAAAACCUCACCAAGCGACAGCGACAGAGCCUCCGCAAGCUCGUUAUUGAUAUGGUGUUGGCCACAGACAUGUCCAAACACAUGACCCUACUGGCUGAUCUGAAGACCAUGGUGGAGACCAAGAAGGUGACCAGCUCUGGUGUGCUGCUCCUGGACCACUACACAGAACGGACCCAGGUGCUGAGGAACAUGGUGCACUGUGCUGACCUGAGCAACCCCACCAAGGCGUUGCCGUUAUACAGACAGUGGACGGAGAGGAUCAUGGAGGAGUUCUUCCGACAGGGUGACAAGGAGCGAGAGAGAGGGAUGGAGAUCAGCGCCAUGUGUGACAAACACACCGCCAUCGUGGAGAAGAGUCAGGUGGGUUUCAUCGACUACAUCGUCCACCCGCUGUGGGAGACGUGGGCUGACUUGGUGCACCCGGACGCCCAGGAGCUGCUGGACACGCUGGAGGAGAACAGGGAGUGGUAUGUGAGCACCAUGCCCCAGUCUCCCUCGCCUCCCCCGGACAGACACCUACAGCACGACCGCUUCCAGUUCGAACUCACCCUGGAGGAGGAGGAGGAGGAGACUAAAGAAGAGGAGGAAGAGAAUGAGCAACAUCAGGAAGGAGAAGAGGAGGAAGACGAAGGGGAAGGUGAGAAUGGUGCAGAAAAUGAAGACAUAGAAGGGGAGUUAGAGGAAGAAAAUGAAGAGAGGGAAAAAGAAAGUGAGGGGGAAGAGGAAAAGGAAAACGAGGAGGGUGAAGUGGAGGAAAAAGAGGAGGGAGAGAUGGAGGAGAAAGAAGAAGAGGAGGCAGCAGAGCUGGAGGGAAAUGUAGAAGAAGAGGGCGAGACAGAGGAGAAAGAAGAGGAGGCGGCAGAAACGGAGGACAAAGUUGAGGUCGGAGAAACAGCAGAUGUCGAAGAGGAAGAGGAGAAAGGAGAGCUGGAAGAAGCAGAAGAGGAGGAGGCGCCAGUUGAGGAUGGAGCUGGAAAAGAGGAAGAAGAUGAAGACGAAAGUUAGUUGGGUGCAAAAACAUAAAUUAACAGGCUCAGCGAAGAAAGGUUAACGAGAGAUUAAAAAAAAAAAAAAAAAAAAAAAAAGAACGGAAAUGGAGCCGGAAAAAGGGCUUCGACACAUGGCAUUGAGACUGUCAGGGAGGACGACGAAGAGCUGAAGAUGCACUUCUUUCCAGAUAACGUGCUCCGACCACUUGAUCAGCUGAAGGCUCGACUACAGACGUCUUCAACAAAAACGUCCCAGCUCACAGGCGGACAGCAAGAGCACCGGACACAAAUCCCAAACCUCCGCCGGAGCACAAGCCUUCCCGAACAGCCAGAUCGUUGCGGCGUCUUGAUCGACUGGUAGUGCGAGAAAGACUUCACGUCUUCGUCACCCAGUGUCUGUACAUCCAUCACUGCCGUAGGGAAUACAAACGGGGGGACGUCAAAAGGGGGUGAAACCUGUUCUACCUUCCUUUUUUGUAGCUCCUGAAAUUAAAAUGAAAAUGAAAUGCGCACAUGCAAAUAAGUGCGCGUCCGUUCUCCCGAUCUCAUGGACUAUACUACCCAUCAUCUCUCUGUCACUGUCUCGUUUAUGAGGAAGAUACCCACCACACACACAUAACACACACACACACACACACACACACACACACACACACACAGACCAACAACUGUUCAAAGAAUGUCAACUUCCUCUUCUUUUGUCAGAAAAGAGAAAAAAAAAAAUAAGUCUGGAAAGUGUCUGUCGUCUUAUAUUUACUACAUCUUUCCACUUGUGAACAGGAUGCUGAGAACAGAUUUGGGCUCUGGUCUAGGAACAGUUUAACCUCCUCACAUACUAACCUUAAAGCAACAAAAUGCUGGAUUUCUGAAUAAUAUCCGGACCGUUGUGUCAAAGUAGAAACUUUCGCAGUCCGGCUCAAAAGGCUGACCUGUUGUACGUGUCGAUGUCAGUUCAUGUUUAAAAGAAAAAAAAAACACCCAGUAUUCAUCCCUUCACGACAGUUUCACCACUCCCAGACUGUGAGUUUGAUUCCCGGGUGAAUCGUGCCAAACUGACCCACGACCAGCACUGAGCAAUUAAGCCUUCCUUCAAACAAGAUGGCUACUUGUCCAUGAAGCAAUGAACUGUGGGACCAGGUUAACGGGUGUGACGGUCUUCCACAAAUCCCUUUUUUCUUUGUUUUGUUUUUGUAAAAAUGGUAUUUGGCACUUUAUCUAACACCCCUGUUACAUAUAUGUACAUAAUAAACAUGUAUUUUAAUCUGCUGAUGUCAUAAUAAAUAUGAUCAAUAAAGUUGA